Messenger RNA from Austrofundulus limnaeus, 2071 nucleotides. RefSeq names its product galactose-3-O-sulfotransferase 4 (gene gal3st4). Lineage: Eukaryota; Metazoa; Chordata; Actinopteri; Cyprinodontiformes; Rivulidae. The record is from RefSeq and is a predicted model, not a curated record. The coding region runs from base 306 to 1811 and encodes 501 amino acids. Gene Ontology annotation, cellular component: membrane. Gene Ontology annotation, molecular function: galactosylceramide sulfotransferase activity. The transcript is spliced from 4 exons. Gene Ontology annotation, biological process: glycolipid biosynthetic process.
CAGACCUGUAAAGCUUUUAUUGUGUUACUAUCCGGAAGUCGGAUCAAGUCAGACCUGGAAAGCUUUUAUUGUGUUACUAUCCGGAAGUGGGGGCCCCCGCUCUGUUUUCAGACUGUCGGCGGGGGAGUGGGUCGGGUCUCGAGUCUGAGGAGCUGCGAGAACAGAAGCGUCCCCCACAGGGCAGGACCAGGCUCCGGGUUGCUCUGGGUCCAUGGCCCGGCCUGGCGGUGGAUUAGCCGUACACUCCGAAAUGCACCGGUCCCUCUGCAGCUGCUCGACUAAAGCCCCGGCCCGGUCUCACCGAGAUGGUUUUCAGGCGGACGGCCAGGAUGUUGCGGAGGCUGAUAUGUGGUCGACUGGGUCCAGUAUGGUUAUGGAAAGCACUGCUUCUUUUCAUAGUCAUUGCUUUUGCUGGACAGCUGAUGGGAAUAAUCUUCAACAGGAGUGUCCAGCCAGCUCCACAAUCCAUCUUCUCUUCCCCUGACGCUCAGGGCCCCCCGCUUGGGUCCUGUCAGCCCCACACUCACAUCAUGUUCCUCAAAACCCACAAGACAGCCAGCAGCACAGUACUCAACAUGCUAUAUCGCUUUGGAGAUGAGCACAACCUCUGCUUUGCCCUACCACUGGCUUACCAGCUGGGCUACCCCCUGCCCUUCAAUGCUCACAGGGUCAAAGGUUAUCGAGGUCCCAGAGCCAUCGAGUUCCACAUUAUGGGCAAUCACAUGAGAUUUAACAAGCCAGAGGUGGAGAAAGUGAUGCCAUCAGACACAUUCUACUUCUCCAUCAUCAGGGACCCUGCGGCUCUGGCUGAGUCUUCCUUUGCCUAUUAUAAAGCAGUGGCUCCAGCCUUUCGGAAAGCCAAAGGAUUGGGGGACUUUGCUGAUGACCCUAAAAAAUACUACGACCCUCAUCUCCGCAACAAUCACUAUGCCAAAAACUUGUUGUGGUUUGACUUUGGUCUGGAUCACAAUGCUAAUUUCUCCUUGGCAUUAGCUCGGGCUGGUGAGGACCUCAUCCGGCAGACCUUUAAGCUUAUUUUGGUGUCGGAGUACUUUGACCAGUCAAUGAUACUCCUGAGACAUGCCCUUUGUUGGCCGUUGGAUGCUGUUGUCUCAUUCAGCCUUAAUGCUCGACAACAGAGGCCCAGUGGCAAUGGAGGAAUUAGUGGGAGCUGGGUAGGAAAAGCUGCGGCAGGUGUUGGUCUUAAAGGUGGGAAUAAACAAUCAAAGGUGCCCCCAAAUCUGUCAUUAACAGAGAAUCAGCGGGAAAAACUGAGACAGUGGAAUGCCUUGGACUGGUACCUGUACAGAGCCUUUAACAAGACCUUUUGGGAAGAUGUUGACAGGUUUGGCCAUACUCAAAUGGAGAGGGAAGUAGCUCUCCUCAGGAUGCGGCGGGAAGAUCUGGCUCGGGUUUGUCUCAGAGAUGGUGGAAAGCCYAUAGAGGCUCAAAGGAUCAGAGAUAAAAAUAUACGGCCUUUUCAGAGUGGUUUAGUAAAAAUUCUAGGCUAUGAGCUGCAGCCUGGGUUAGACAACAUCACUCGGACCUCAUGUAUGAGGAUGAUCAGGCCCGAGAUCCAGUACAAAGACUUGUUGGACUUCAAACAGUUUCCUGAGCCCUCUGUUGCCCAAGUUCCACCAGGCCAACAGAACCAGGUUCUGAUGGUAGCGGUUGGUGGGACAUUUUUAAGACAGGAUUCAUCCAGGAAACGAGGRACUCUGGAGGAUGGGAUGAAAGACUGGGAUGGAAGUCAUUUAUUCAGGAGGAACCAGACCAUGAUACGAGUGCAUGAAAAAAGAAAGUUUAGAUAGUGUUACCUGUGUUUGUUUACACAUGUAAAAACACACCUGUUUCUGCCUGUUUUCCUCUCAGCUGUAACUGGUGUCAUUCUGUUGGAUGUUUUUAUAGCAGUAGAUAAAGGUUGCUUGUACUAUGUUGUGUUUUUUUAAUAAUAAUUCUCUAAAUGUGGACACAGCCUUGAUAUUACUCUGUAUUUGAAAGCAGACACAUGGAAACCUGUUUUCUGGCUGCAUUUAUCAGCCAAAACAUUAAAACCACUUUUUUAACUGUG